GGCUAGCUCGACAGAGGCGACCUCAGACAAAAACGAGGAUGAUGCUGCUUCGAGAGCCCGCCAACGACAAGAAAGAUUCAAGGCCCUCAAGGCUCGCGCAGUAAGUGCUUUGUAACCGGUAAUCAUAAAUGACUACGCUUGUGCUGACGUCGAAAAAGAAAACCGCCACCGAGCGCAACUUGAAAGAAACCGCCGCCGAGACGCAACGUCUCGCAACCGACCCGUCGCUACUUUCCUCGCUAUCCCGCAAACAUGCUUUCGCAUCACACAAUCUCCUCAAGGCGGACACGGAAGCCGCUGGCGAGGACUUUGAACGUAAACGUGCUUGGGACUGGACCGUGGACGAGUCGGAGAAAUGGGACAAGCGAAUGGAAAAGAAGCAGCGUCAUCGCGACAAUGUUGCUUUCCAGGACUAUACUCAGGACGCCCGUAAAGUCUACAAGAGGCAGCUGCGAGAAGUGCAGCCUGACCUCGAAAGCUAUGAGAAGGAAAAGAUGGCGGCGAUCGAAAAGGCUGCCGCCAAUGGCGACCUCGAGAUCGUUGAGACCAACGACGGUGAAAUGAUUGCUGUCGACAAAAACGGCUCAUUCUAUUCCACUGCUGACAGUGUCGGGUUCACGGAGAACAAGCCUGAUCGAGCUGCUGUUGACAAGUUGGUGGAUAACCUUAGAAAAGCCGAGGAGGUCCGGCUCAAGAAGCGGAGAGAUCGCCGCGGAGAUGAUGACGGCGACGUCACGUACAUUAAUGAGAAGAAUAAGCAGUUCAACCAGAAGCUGGGGCGCUUUUAUAACAAGUAUACUACGGAGAUCCGCGACAGUUUCGAGCGUGGUACCAUGAUUUGAUCCACCUUCAAUGUUCCGAAUCUACAAUGACAAAUUCAAACACGGUCGCAAAAGUCCUACGCAGCAGUGACUUGGUAACAGUGCGUCGAGUCCCGCAUCUGCACAUUGGGACGCCGUUCCAGACAGUACGCAAAUGGCAACGAAUUUCCUGCAAGGACUGCUACCCUACUGGACGAAGCAGGCAUUCGAUAUAGCACGAGAUGCAACUAUUCCAGUGACGUCAUUAUCCCGACCGAUUCCAUGCGUUGCUUGUCGCCCUACGAUACCAUUGGGCUCUUGGAGCUUGAUUAGGGGUGUUUUG
Molecule: messenger RNA, 1143 nt
Organism: Aspergillus sclerotioniger CBS 115572
Lineage: Eukaryota; Fungi; Ascomycota; Eurotiomycetes; Eurotiales; Aspergillaceae
Product: pre-mRNA-splicing factor SYF2
Exons: 2
Coding region: 129-842 (237 amino acids)
Cellular component (GO): catalytic step 2 spliceosome; Prp19 complex; post-mRNA release spliceosomal complex
Source: RefSeq, a predicted model, not a curated record